Molecule: messenger RNA, 1295 nt
Organism: Chelonoidis abingdonii (Abingdon island giant tortoise)
Lineage: Eukaryota; Metazoa; Chordata; Testudines; Testudinidae
Source: RefSeq, a predicted model, not a curated record
CGUGGCACGUCCGUGUGAGAUGUAGAAAGGAGUGGGGGGAGGAAGGUGGAGAAGACGGAGCAGUAGCCAGAGCAUGUUCUCGAUGCAACAGUUCCCUGCCCUGCCUCCGGAAGAAGAGCGUUACCGCCAGGUCCUCUCCACUGACCGGGUCCUAGGAACAGAUGAAGAUAAUAUGGGGGACGGUUGCUCUCAGAAGCUGGCUUCUGCCAAAUACCUUCGACUUUUGCUACUAAUACUGAUUCCAUGCAUCUGUGCUCUCAUCCUCCUAUUGGUGUUCCUGCUUACCUUUGUAGGUAUAUUAGAAAAAACAUGUUUUUAUUCAAAUGGGAGUGACCUUCUAGCUGCUGGUGGUAACAUUCGAACAUCUGACAUGCCUUUUCCAAAUAUUGUUGAAAAUGGUUCGAAUGUGGUUCCCAUAGUGGAUCUCAAAGUGCUGCCAUCUUCCUGGACCCAAAGCCCUUUAUCCCAUAUUGACCAAAUGCAUGAAAACUUAAGUAUGUUUAGGCAGGCCUUACAGGAAGAUUCCUUGGCUCCUAUUACAGCAGCCCCACCAUUCAACACUGCUACUGGUAUUUUGACCAGCGCCCCUGAAGACCAUACAUGGUCAUUUGCCACUACAGAGGAGAAAACUCUUUGGUCCACAGACACAUCCAUCAAGAUCACAGACAGAAUAUCCUCUCUACCUACAUUAAGUUCUAUCCAUCCAGCUGCUGUACAAGAAAUGAAUCUGAAAAAAAGUGCCUGCAUAAAUAUCACGUACAGCCAGUGCCAAAUGCUGCCAUAUAACCACACCACUCUAACAUCAGUUCUUUCCAUUGUCAAAAGCAUUGAAAUGGAAAAGUUCCUCAAGUUCUUCAGUUAUCUCAACCGCCUCAGCUGCUAUCAACACAUCCUGCUGUUCGGCUGUAGCCUUGCUCUUCCUGAGUGCAUCAGUGAUGGUGAUGACAGGUAUUUGGGAACUAAAAUCAGUCAGUGAUUAGAGCCAAUUGUAGCACAAUACUGCAUAUCUAAUCAGAACAAAACAGUCCUGAGCUAAGCCUAUGGCCUUAUCAUUGCAAAAAUCCUGCCAGUCAAAGCUGUUCCCCCAGCGUUUCUGCCUAACUAAACUGUCUUCAAGCUCUUCUGUUAGAACAAGCUUAGUAUUUUUGCUGGGAAGAAAUUAAUUAGUGUCACUAUAACAGUUGAAUAAUUUAUGCCACAAGUUAGAACAGAACUGUAAUGCAAUCAGGGGUGCUUUCUUAGCACAAUCAAUGAAAAAGAUAUAGUAAGGGAAGCCUAUCUAGUGGCUAGCCCAA